Messenger RNA from Hypomesus transpacificus, 3524 nucleotides. It is a transcript of the gene dpy19l3, whose product is annotated as dpy-19 like C-mannosyltransferase 3. NCBI's taxonomy places the organism in Eukaryota, Metazoa, Chordata, Actinopteri, Osmeriformes, Osmeridae. The transcript has 20 exons. Gene Ontology annotation, cellular component: nuclear inner membrane. Bases 339 to 2675 code for a protein of 778 amino acids. The record is from RefSeq and is a predicted model, not a curated record. Gene Ontology annotation, molecular function: mannosyltransferase activity.
CGCCAGGCAGACCAGUGUUGGCUACUGCUGCCUCAGAAAGUCCAAAGAAGUAGCCGGCUGGUUUGCUAGCUAGCACUAAUGCACAUAGCUUGUGCGUUGCAUGAUCAAUUUCUCAUGUCCAUCGCUUUCAAGGCUUGGAAACUUUAGACUUAUUGGCAACUAGGCUUCCAAUGUGAUUUCUGCCAUGUGAAAACUCACAGGCAUCCGGCUACCUGACGUUAGCUAUACAACUAGCUAACUAGUAGCUCUUACAGUACUAGCUAAGGUUGCUUUGCUAGUACCAGCUACAGGUACCUUGCUAGCCGGUGUUAGCGAAAAAUCCCUCUCAGCUGCAGGACAUGGCUGAGGUAAGAUGUCGGAGGGCGGUGUUGCCAGGAGAGCUACAGGAUGGCGAGGAAGACCUGGAGUCCAAGUACAAACUGCACAAUACAGGAGAUCCAGUCAGUCAUGAUGAUGUAGAUGCCACGGACGUGGGUGGUGAAGAAGGGGCACAGAAGUCUGUAAAGAAGCGGGAAGAGAAGGAUGACGGAGAAACUAAGCCAGUGGAGGAGAAAACCGGAGAAAAGAAAGACGAGACUGACAAACAGACGCCGUCUCCUGUUAAAACAUCCACACGCUCCAGUAGAUCGGUGAUGCUUCAGCGGCUAGUGAAGCUGUUCUUUGGCUGCCUAGCAGCAGUGACCUGCGGGAUGAUGUAUGCGGUAUAUCUCUCUACCUACCACGAGAGGAAGUUCUGGUUCUCAUCCCGACAGGAACUGGAGCGCGAGAUAACCUUCCAGGGUGGCAGUGGACUGUACUACUACUACUAUAAACACAUGCUGAUGGCACCCUCAUUUGAAAGAGGUGUCUACGAGCUGACCAGAGACAAUAGGACCGUGUCUGGUCAGACCAUCAACGUGGUGGAGCGUCUGUCUCUAUACCCAGAGCUAGUCACCAGCCUCCUGUACAGAGUCACCGGGAGUCAGGAGGUCAUCGAGCCUGUGUACUUCUACAUCGGGAUGGUGUUUGGUCUCCAGGCCCUGUACGUCACGGCUCUGUUUGUGUCUAGCUGGGUGAUGAGUGGGACCUGGGUGGCAGGUAUGCUGGCCGUGGCGUGGUACGUCAUCAACAGGCCAGACACCACCAAGGUGGACUAUGCCAUCCCACUGCGGGACAACUGGGCCCUGCCGUACUUCUCCUGCCAGGUGGCAGCCAUGACGGGGUUCCUCAGUAACAACAUCAACUCUGCCACAGAGAUGUUCUGCUAUCUUCUGAUGAGUGCCACGACCUUCACGUUCGUCCUGGUGUGGGAGCACAGUCACUAUGUGCUGUUCGUCCAGGGCUUGGCUCUCUUCCUGCUGGACAGCUUUGACCUUGUACAGCCACGCAAGAUCGCUGACAUUCACAAGGUGUACCUGAGCUCAGUGUUCCUGGCCUACGUGCUCCAGUUUCAGAACCCUCGUCUGCUCAGCUCUCCUCUGCUCAGCCUGCUGGUGGCCUCUGUCCUCGCUAGGUACUUCCAGCAAAACAUGAAGAUGGGUCCUCUAGUGGCUCGAGUUAUGAAGAUCCUUCUUCACUUCUAUCUGGUGUUCACCACUGGCAUCACCUUCAGUUAUUUAGUCAAUAGACUAAUGCCAGGCAAUGAAAAUGACUACCUAUUCAAAUUUCUCGAAGUGAAAUUUGGACUUAACACAACAACGGACUUUGUGACCAACCUCCUGCUGUGCCAAGAGACCUUCCAGACUCCCAGCCAGGAUAUGUUCCUGCGUCUGACCCAGGCAUCAGUCCUGCCCUUCUACCUCCUGGUCCUCAGCAUCUGCCUGCUGUCCACCCUGCAGACCAUCUACAGGAGGCUCAGUGGGGAGCCAAUGAAAACCAAGCACGCGCUUGAAGACGGGCGAAUCGGCGAGCAGCCUGAAGUCAUCUAUCAUGUGUUCCACACGCUGCUGUUUGGAGGGCUGGCCAUGCUCUUUGAAGGGAUGAAGUAUCUAUGGACUCCCUACGUCUGCAUGUUCACAGCGUUUGGUGUGUGUUCUCCAGAGCUGUGGAUGACCGUGUUCAGGUGGCUGAGGCUUAAGGCCAUCCAUCCUGUGGUUCUGGCUUUGAUAUUGAGCACAGCAGUUCCAACCAUCAUAGGGUUCAGUUUGUGGAGAGAGUAUUUUCCUCGUGUGAUAGCAGAGCUGUCAGAGCUGCAGGAGUUCUAUGAUUCAGACACAGUAGAGCUGAUGAACUGGAUCAAGACGCAGGCCCCCAUGGCGGCGGUGUUUGCAGGGAGCCCUCAGCUGCUGGGGACGGUGAAGUUGUGCUCUGGCUGGACGGUGACCAGCCUGCCCCUCUUCUCAGACAUCCACCUGCUCCGGAGCAGCGAGGAUACUCAUCAGGUGUACGCUCUGAGAUCUGCAGAGGACAUCUACAAGAUCUUGACCUCCCACAAGACUAACUACGUCAUCGUUGAGGAGUCUUUGUGCAAUGAGCUGAGCCACACCAAAGGCUGUCGGAUCAAAGACCUGCUGGACAUUUCCAACGGCCACGUGGUGUAUGAUAAAGGUGAGAUGUACUCGUUUUCCAAACACGGGCGUUUCUGUCACGAGAUCAAGCUGAACUACUCUCCUUACACCAACUACUUCACCAGAGUCUUCUGGAACCGCUCCUAUCACAUCUACAAAGUCAACUCUGUCAUCUCCUUCCAGUACUGACACACGUUUCUCAGUACAAACAGCCUGGGAACUUUCCCGUGUCUUUGCAGCAUCUCUCAACCACAGUGCAAUGCAAUACUCGUCGGCAGUUGGUGCUGUCAGAGUGGAGUUGAAUAUCCUGUCUCUAGCCUACUUUCAUCUUCCUGGGACAUUGAUGACUUGAUAUUUGAGGCUGACUGACUUUUAUGUGAAUAAUGAGAUUUCUUGGCACAUCCAAACUGGAUAUCAAUGUGAAUCAAUGAAUGUGUCCAUGAUUUUACAGUUUGGUUUUAAAAUGGCCGUCUGUGGUGUUAACUUGUUUUCAGCGUCUCUUCUUGUAGAUGUGAGAGGGAGAGGGGCUGUGAGGUCGAGCAGAGCUCAAGUCUCACGAGGGGGUAGCGAGGGCGGGCUCCGAGGCUACCCAUGCUGCAAUGCUCUCUCUCAGGCUGUGUCUUCUUCAUGCCUUCUGCUAGGCCAGGCUUUGCUGUUGCAAAUCUGCAAAACUGCGCAUUGUAAAUGUAGGUCAACCUGGAACUCUCUUGCGGUCUGUAACUGAGUGAAUCGCUCAAAGAAAUUUAAAAAAGUGUAAAUUGCGAUGGCGUUUCAGGUUAACUUCUUGAACAGGUCAUGGCCAUGUUUGAAAAUUGCCUUUAAUGAUAACAAGAUCCUGAGUAGAUUGAAAGAGCCUAUUUUAAAUUACAAAGCCGUUGUGAAGUUUUGUUUUAUACGCAAUGUUUUGUUUUUCUCAAAAUUGUCAUUAUGUACUGAACUACAGGAACAUUUGCAAAGCUGUUACAUCUGUUUAUUUUUUACGGAAAUGUCAGUGUUAAAUUAUAAAUUGACACUGACUUGCUCAGUGUAUUCAAAAUC